AUGUCGGCUCUAUCUUCUCCAGCGCUCAGCUUCUGCGACACACUUUCAUCUCCAGAUCUUGAUGCCUACCUGGACAGUCUUUCACCUCUAUCCCAAUUACCCUCGCCUGCCAUGAGGGAAGCUUGGUGGAGAGAGGAGAAUCUACACGAGAGAUGUGAUUCGCAGAGACCCGACAUCUCAUGCUCUUUCACCGUAGCAGCAGACGUGCUGUGCAACAUCACCACAUGUGACAGCUGUAGCUCCAUAAAACCACUGCGGUCCAUGGUCUCAAGGUUCUUGAACAACUCUCGAGUACCAAUGGAGACGGUCGCGUUGGCCUACAACAUUCUGUCUCGACCAGCCGUUGCUGGUAUCCACUGCUGGCACAGCAACCCGGAUACAUUUGCUUCCGCCCAGUCGCAAUCGAAGAUUUUGCAAAUCCAUGGCCCAGAAUCGGACGCCUCUUGUCAGCGAGCACUGGUGAUCUUGUCGUCACUGAGUAUCGCAGUAUCCUUCACAGAGGACAGCACAAGGAGCAUAUUCCACUGGUCAAGACAAAUCGCCGAGGGCAUCUUUAGCACUGAGCAAAUCAGCUCGAUGAAUCGUAUCGUUCUUGCCAAGCUAGAGUGGUCAAUCCAUCCCCUUGCAGCACCGGCGGCAAUUGAGGCAGCACUCACGACUCUUUCGGGCUUACAAGCAGUCGAGCACACGAAGACGUCGUCUCAGUCGCCGUGUGUGGUCGAUGAGGAAGAAUCUCUCAGAUUAAUUCUCGGCCUUCGAACUAUCUCGCAGCACGGUCUGGUCACGCCAGAGCCUUCGCCCAAAUGUAUCCAGGAGGGCGGUGACUUGAUGCAUAUCUAUCUGCCUGCGAGUCCAAUGUAA
This is a messenger RNA of Aureobasidium subglaciale EXF-2481, 861 nucleotides long. RefSeq lists its product as uncharacterized. Bases 1 to 861 code for a protein of 286 amino acids. The record is from RefSeq and is a predicted model, not a curated record. The transcript is spliced from 2 exons. Lineage: Eukaryota; Fungi; Ascomycota; Dothideomycetes; Dothideales; Saccotheciaceae.